AUGGUAUUCAAUUUUGGGGUAACGCCGCCCCAAGUAACAUUUAAAAAAUACAACCAUUCCAAUCCAUCUGCCUUCGCACUAUUACAAAAUCCCCCUGGGAAUGAUACGAGUUCCARCAUCGAGUUCAGUAAUAGCAGUACUGUCAAAUGUGAAAAUGUCAGUCGUUCCAUCGAUGAUUUUCCCCCGGACUUUUUCACUGACGACCAAAGACGUCACGGCGCUGUUGUUUUUCACUUCUUGGUGGCUUUUUAUGGAUUCGUUUUCAUAGCAUUCGUCUGCAAUGAUUAUUUCCUACCGUCAGUGUUUUGCAUAUGUUUAGACUUAGGCAUCUCGCCGGACGUGGCGGGAGCGACGUUCAUGGCGACAGCCACGUGCGCGCCGGAACUUUUCGUCAGCGUCAUCGGAACGUUCCUAACGGAAUCUGACCUCGGGGUGGGAACGGUGGUAGGCAGUGCCAUUUACAACACACUAGGCGUAUCGGCGUGUGCUGGCCUAGCCGCCAGGAAAGCCAUCACGUUAGAAAAGUGGCCGCUGCUCCGGGAUAGUGGCGUCUACUUAGUGUCGAUCAUUGCGCUGGCCAUCAUUGUAGUCGACGACGUGGUCAUGUGGUACGAGGCACUGUUUCUGCUGUUCAUGUACUUUGGGUACUUCCUGUUGAUGUUUAUGCAAGGAAAGCUCAGGACUGCUGCCAAAAAGUUGAAAAACAAAAAUUCGUUCCGAUCUUGGGCUAUAGUUUUCGAUUAUGUUCAACGGCUGUUUAUCAAUGCAUUGUUUUAUGGGAAAUUUACUUCGAAUGAAUCUCAAAGCAUUUCAUUGCCUGAGAAUGGUGUAAAAGCAUGUCAAUACGGAACGGCGACGAACUCGAUGAAGCCACCUGCGUUCGACAUUGGUUACGGCGUUUACCGUUCAUUUUACUUCACGGAGUACGUACCGCCUCCGCCGACAAAGAAGUCUCAGACGAGCAAAGAUCCCAAUGAAAUGAACGACGACGAGGAACCGAUCUCCCCCAUAUGGAAAAUACCCACAGGUGUAUUGCCAAUCAUGUGGUGGGCAUUUUCMUUACCGGUAGCAUUCAUGUUGUCGGUAACCGUGCCCGAUUGUCGGACAAGGCGUAAGGUGUACCCAUUCACGUUCAUCAUGUGCAUAAUUUGGAUAGGCAUCAGUUCAUACUUAGUGUCUUGGAUGUUGUCGAUAUGCGGAGAUACAUUUCAUAUUAGCGACAUUGUGAUGGGAAUAGCGGUUUUGGCUGCUGGUGGCAGUAUACCUGAAGCCACUUCGGGUAUAAUAAAUGCUCGAAACGGCGAAGGAUCGAUGAGCAUCAGCAACGCAUUGGGUGCCAACACACUGGAUAUACUAUUAUGCUUGGGCUUGCCGUGGUUUAUCAAAUGUCUUAUGCCGAUCUCCAUGAAUGGUGGACCUAUCCUGAUGGAAACCAACGAUUUAUUUUUUAACUGUAUAUGUUUGAUCAUCAGUGUAAUUGUGCUGAAUAUUGCAGCUGCUGCAAAUGGAUUCAAAAUGUACAAGACGUUUGGCAUCAUAUGUCUGAUUGGUCACGUUUGUAUCAUAACAAUAUUCAUAAUAAGCGGCCUAAAUGUAAAACAAGCAGAAAUUAGGCAAUGUUAGUAUGUAUCAAAUAGACACUAUUUAGAAUAUAAUAUUCAUUCAUUAGCUAUCACUUUUAAUUGUUGUCAAAUGAAAUGUCAUACAAUUGUUUUAAACAAGUGUUUACAAAAUGUAUGUACACUGAGUACAGUAAAGUAACUAUGAACAUCGAUUUCAUUUUAUUAGUUUUAAUAAAACAAAUAUUAUGUUUAACUAAUGUAGAUAUUUUGAACCAAUGACGUGUAGUGAACAUUAGAACAUUAAGAAUAGUUAUGAGUAUAGUAAUAAGUAUUUUGAUAAAAAUAACCACCUAUUUAUGCAUUGUUGUGCCAACAUUUAUUUUACCAUUUAAUAUUAUUUGAGUAGUAUUUUUAGUUUAUUAUACAUAUUGACUUGUAUGUUAACUACAAAUUGUAGGUCCUAUGGAACUUGUUUUAUAUUAUUUAAUCUAGUUGAAAUCUUUUAUAGUUUUUUUUUUUUAAUUAAUAACCAUCAAUGAUAAUUUUAUUUAAAUAUUUCAACAACUCAAUAAGAAUGUUAAAUAGCUAUAAGACUGAUGAGUAUAUUAAUAUAAAAUAACUAAUUAUGGCUAAUAACCUGCAACCAAUAGAAUACAAUUUCCAUUAAUAAUAA
Messenger RNA from Diuraphis noxia (Russian wheat aphid), 2235 nucleotides. RefSeq names its product sodium/potassium/calcium exchanger 5-like. Gene Ontology annotation, cellular component: plasma membrane. Gene Ontology annotation, molecular function: calcium, potassium:sodium antiporter activity; calcium channel activity. Lineage: Eukaryota; Metazoa; Arthropoda; Insecta; Hemiptera; Aphididae. The record is from RefSeq and is a predicted model, not a curated record. Gene Ontology annotation, biological process: calcium ion transmembrane transport; intracellular calcium ion homeostasis.